Molecule: messenger RNA, 3882 nt
Organism: Eufriesea mexicana
Lineage: Eukaryota; Metazoa; Arthropoda; Insecta; Hymenoptera; Apidae
Product: lysine-specific demethylase 7A
Exons: 1
Coding region: 1612-2145 (177 amino acids)
Cellular component (GO): cytoplasm
Source: RefSeq, a predicted model, not a curated record
AGGCCCCCGGUUCGUGAUGAUGCAAUUAACGCAACCUUUCCUAGGAUUUCGUAAUUUUCUGUCGAUCAAAAGGCUUUGUGAAAUGAGCGCACAACAGGUAACAUCGUUCUGUAGAUUAGGUCUAAUGAAUGAUUCGCUAGCUGUAGAUAAAUUUGCACGUAAACACAUAUAUUGCAAGUGGAAAUCGAGAACACGCGCGUAUGCGCACGCACGAUAAACUUGGCAGAGGAUGACGUAGAUUAACACGGGCUCGAGUGUAACCUUGAUCCGUACAUUGCAGCCUCUCUCUCCCUUUACCCUGCGACCCCUGAUCCUGCUAUUUCAUCCAAGCUCAAACGCUUCAGGAGUAAGAGCGGAACUCAUGUACAACAAAUCGACGCGUACGACGUCCUCUUCUCCGAAAUUCAUGUUUAUUACGAAUCCAAUGAUACAUUGCGAAAGACUCACGAAGUGAAAUCAGUUCGCCUUACGCUUGUACAUGGUUUCUUGAAGGGGCAGGGGAUUGUGGAACAAGGAAGUGGCAAAGAUAUUAUCGAUUCGCCAGAGCUCACGAGUUAACGGUUUGUUUACACGAGCGUGGGGGAAAGUGCGCAUGCGCGGCAGAACCAAAACAAUAAUAAGAGAGUAGAAGGUUUGUGGCUAGCGGACGAGCGGUCGCUCGCUUUAGAUGUACGAACGUUGUCGUGUCCUUUUCAUUCGAAUGUCUGUAAGUCAGUCGAACGACAAACAUUCAACUUCUACCUCUCUGAAAACAGUUGCUUGGUGAUCGUUCCAAGUAUUACAAUCGUCUUGAUUCCGAACGUAUACGCUGUGGUGCCGGAGCCAGACUUGCGUCAAAACGUGUAUUAUUGUGCAACGUGUGCUUGAACUGAAAUGUAAUACGACCGAGAGAGAAACAAUGUUGACGUUGAAGUAACUGCAGUCGUGUUAAAAAAAGAGACGGAGAAGAGAAUCUGUAUACGUUGAACGAAUUAGCGUGUAUAUAUAUUGCACGAGUAUAUGAGUAAGCUAUGCAUAUGUCAGUGAGAAUGUAUUCAUUCAAUUCUUUGAAGUAAAGCACGAGCAAAACUUGAUGAUUCGUCCAACAUUCGAGAAAAGGAAAGGCUUGAAGAGAGGGGGAAGGAUAGGUGGUGCGUAUUUACACAGUGAAUCACGCGUUCCAUGCGAUUACGAGACGCGGCUGGUAGUUUAGGCCAUCUAUGUUUACACGAACGUUUCUAAAUAUGUUCGUAAACAUCAAGUGCAUGUCAAACUGGAGAAACUAAAAGCACAGGUUGAUCACUUCAACUACUACCUGAUCGUAUACUAAUUAAAGACGAAUAUAUUUUACGUAUGUAAAAAAUUCAAGAAAAAGAAGAGGAGAAAAACAUACUUGGAAGACUAUUGUGUAGUGUGUGCAGUGUGAAAAACGUUUCGUGUGUAUUUACGAAAGGAAAAAAAGAGAGAAGGAGAAAGGGAAAGAAAGAGAGAGGACAAUAACACGUUGGCCGAGAGCGCGGCUUUAUUGUGCCCGCUGCUCGCCCGUAUCGUAGACGUGGAGGUGUAAACACGGCAUUCGUGCCAUUGUCCUUUUGUUCUCGUAGCCGGUGAACGGGGGAAAGUACGUACGCCAUGCCGAGCGCCGAGGAAACAACGUACUUGAUCGAAGUAGUGCCGAACACGACGCAAGACUUCCUCUCCCGCGACGUGGACCUUCUUGUAUCGCAGAUUAAAGAAAAUCUUCGACUAUCCAGCUUGAAGGCUAAGUCCAGCAUCAGUCAUAAAAGUCGACCGUCGCCUUACCAAAUACCGUCGAGAUCGUGGGCAGACCCAAAUAGCUGCGAGAUAUGCGGCACGAAAAAUACCGGUGACCACGAUCAUCGUCAUCACCUAAGUCAUCAUCAUCAUCACCAUCAUCAUCAUCAUCAUCAUAAAAGGCCCACUACAAGGGACGACGACCCAUAUGAGCUUCUACAGGAAUUGCUCAGAGAAGGUGGUUUAAUAAAAGAGGCUGUGAAAAGACUUCAAGCGAAUCUCGUCGACUUGGAUAAUUCUGAGGAGGAAGAAGAUGACAAACAAUCGUCGACGGUUUAUCGAAGAAAACCAUACUUUUACGAUUCCGAAGAUGAACAUUUACCACCGGUUUACGAGCCACUUGAGCUUUGAAACUGAAUUAUCGUGUAGCCGGCUCUAACCGGUAUGGGAUUUAAAGAAAGAUUCAUAGUGUACGGAUGAGGGUGAAAAAAGUUCGGUGUCCUUUAUUAACGGCCGUUUUCGUUCCCCGAUUUACCUAUCUACGGUAUAUCGUGCGUGCGUGUAUGCGUAUGUAUAUGUGUGUGUGGGCGUGUGUGUGUACACACGAAAAGGUGUUGUCAAAUGAGAACAUUCGCCCCCUAAGUGAAACAUAUGUGGCUCGUAUCGAAAGAAAGUACAACGAGGUAAACAUAAUUAGCCAAAAACUCGCCUUACAUGGCCGUGUUUGUAAAUAUGGUAUGUUGUUAUUCGAAGCAGUUUCACGCACAGGGCUUCGGGUAACUUCGGCUAAGAUCGUCAGCAUAUCGACAGUCCACGAGGCUUACGUGGAAGACAUGGCCGCCUCGAUCGAGCCCUCGGAUUCGAUUUACAUGACAACAAAGUUCAUCGUUUUUUAAAAGUACGAGUUCGUCCCUCUUUGAAUAAAGAAAAAGAUAAAGAAGAGUUCCUGAGUGCUGUUCGCGUCCAGGGUAAUAGAAAAUGAAAUUUUGGAAACAGUGAUCGAUGAUAAUACUGCAAAACUGUUUAUGAUUGAAACUGUAUAUAAUUCAGUCUUUUCUAUACAAAAAUUUCCAGUUUUCCAUUUGUUUUGAUAAGUUCUUCGUUUUUUUUUAUAAUUAUGCAAAGUAAUUUUUGAUAGCAUACCGUUAAUGCGAAAUAUCUAUUUAAACGAAAAAGAAAAAAAAAAGAAAAACGAGAAAGAAAGAAACGUUGGCAACUCUUAUGACCUAACGUGAAUCGACAGCAUAAUAAACCAGCAUAGUAAUUUAAUGCUUAUUUGAAUUCUUCUGUUACUUCUAUUAUAGUUAUUUUUUAAUAGCGUGAAAUGCAGAAAAGAGCACGCGUAUGAACGAAAAGUAUCCUAUAGGAUAUAUUAGUUGAAAAAUUUGGCUCGAUUUAUUCGGGCUGUUAUAGUCCAGUCACUAUUAGAGGAGUCAACUAAGUAAAUCGUUUGAGAAAUCAAUCAACGAAUUAUACAGGGUGUUUGGUUUAACUAGAAAUUAUCAAGUAUCUCAAGAAAUAUGGGAGAUACGAAAAAAUAUUUCAGAUAAACGUUGUAGGGUUUAGGUUAGACGUUCUCGAGAUAUGAGCUUUCAAAAAUUGAUAUGCUGCCGGCAUUUUACAGCCACUAUUAGUGUAUAAAGUCCAACCAUGCAACCUCCUCGCGAUCGACAUUGAGUAAUACUAAUGCUGACAGCGUGUCAACUUUGAAAAUUCAUAUCUAGAGAGUGCUUUGUACAAAAGAUAAAAGUAGGUAAAGUUUGAAAAAUAUUUUGAUGUAAUCGACAAAAAUAUGUAAUAAAAUGAUAUAGGUCCACAUUUAAAGAUUUAAUCGCAGUAUUUACACAGCUUUUCAAGGCUAUGACUAGGUCAAAUAAAUAUUAGUACCGUCUGUCCUCUUAGAUACCCUAUAACUUUUGUCUGAAGCAUUUUUUCAUAUCUCGUAUAUUUUUCGAUGUAUUUAACAGUUUCUACUUAAAUCUGAUACACCGUAGGAACGUUUUUGCGCGCGGAAGCAUUGCAAUUCGAAGGAUGGUGAUCUCAUUUACGUUUUUUAUUUUUCUUCUGCACAACGAACGAGUUAUUCGGUUGAAAUAGAACAACAAUGUAACGUUCGUUAGUUGAGUUAUAUACAUAUGUAUAUAUAUA